Kogia breviceps (pygmy sperm whale) is the source of this 2060-nucleotide messenger RNA. Its product is annotated as transient receptor potential cation channel subfamily V member 6-like. Lineage: Eukaryota; Metazoa; Chordata; Mammalia; Artiodactyla; Physeteridae. Gene Ontology annotation, biological process: calcium ion import across plasma membrane. Gene Ontology annotation, cellular component: plasma membrane. Gene Ontology annotation, molecular function: protein binding; calcium channel activity. The record is from RefSeq and is a predicted model, not a curated record.
AUGAGGACCCUUGGCAUUCGUUGCCACUGAGGGGUAUGAUAGACCUUGCUCCACCAGUGGACACGCUCCGCUCUCUUGUAGGAUCUGGGAGUCUCCUCUCCUCACAGCUGCCAAGGAGAAUGAUAUCCAGGCUCUCCGCAAGCUGCUCAAGUAUGAAGCCUGCGAUGUCCACGAGAAAGGAGCCCUGGGGGAGACAGCGCUGCACGUGGCGGCCCUCUAUGACCACCUGGAGGCCGCCAUCGCGCUGAUGGAGGCUGCCCCGGAGCUGGUCGACGAGCCCAUUACCUCUGAGCUGUAUGAAGGCCAGACGGCACUGCACAUGGCCGUCAUGAACCAGAACGUGAACUUGGUGGAAGCCCUGCUCGCCCACGGGGCCAGCGUGUCUGCAAGAGUCACAGGCUCCAAUUUCCGCCCGGGUCCCCACAACCUCCUCUACUUUGGGGAGCACCCUUUGUCCUUCGCGGCGUGCGUGGGCAGCGAGGAGAUCGUGAGGCUGCUCGUCGAGCACGGCGCCGACAUCCGGGCCCAGGACUCCCUGGGAAACACAGUGUUGCACAUCCUCGUCCUCCAGCCCAACAAGACCUUUGCCUGCCAGAUGUACAACCUGCUGCUGUCCUACGACGCGCACGGGGACCACCUGCAGUCGCUGGAUCUCGUGCCCAAUCACCAGGGCCUCACGCCCUUCAAGCUGGCUGGAGUGGAGGGCAACACCACGAUGUUCCAGCACCUGAUGCAGAAGCGGAAGCACAUCCAGUGGACGUGCGGGCCCCUGACCUCCACUCUCUAUGACCUCACGGAGAUUGACUCCCCGGGGGAGGAGCAAUCCCUGCUAGAGCUCAUCGUCACCUCCAAGAAGCGGGAGGCUCGCCAGAUCCUGGACCAGACGCCGGUGAAGGAGCUGGUGAACCUCAAGUGGAAGAGAUACGGGCGGCCCUACUUCUGUAUGCUGGCUGCCAUAUACCUGCUGUACAUGGUCUGCUUUACCACGUGCUGUGUCUAUCGCCCCCUCCAUCCCAGGACCGACAACCAGACCGGCCCCCGGGACAACACCCUCCUACAGCAGAAGCUACUUCAGGAGGCGUAUGUGGACCCCGAGGAUCACCUCCGACUGGUGGGGGAGCUGGUGUCCGUCUUCGGAGCUGUGAUCAUUCUGCUUAGAGAGAUUCCAGACAUGUUCCGCGUGGGGGUCACUCGCUUCUUUGGACAGACCAUCCUCGGAGGACCGUUCCACGUCCUCUUCAUCACCUACGCCUGCAUGGUGCUGGUGACGAUGGUGAUGCGGCUUUCCGACACCGACGGGGAGGUGGUGCCCAUGUCCUUCGCCCUGGUGCUGGGCUGGUGCAACGUCAUGUACUUUGCCCGAGGAUUCCAGAUGCUGGGCCCCUUCACCGUCAUGAUCCAGAAGAUGAUUUUCGGCGAUCUGAUGAGAUUCUGCUGGCUGAUGGCUGUGGUCAUUCUGGGCUUUGCCUCAGCCUUCUUUAUCAUCUUCCAGACGGAGAACCCUACCGAGCUGGGCCAUUUCUACAGUUACCCCAUGGCGCUGUUCAGCACCUUCGAGCUGUUCCUCACCAUCAUCGACGGCCCUGCCAACUACGACGUGGAUCUGCCCUUCGUGUACAGCAUCACCUACGCUGCCUUCGCCGUCAUCGCCGCCCUCCUCAUGCUCAACCUCCUCAUCGCCAUGAUGGGCGACACUCACUGGCGCGUGGCCCACGAGCGGGAUGAGCUCUGGAGGGCCCAGGUGAGCCCCCUGGUGGCUGGGAGGGUUAGUGCACGUCAUUCCCUUCCCGCCGAGGGCGGGGCCAAACUCAGAGGCCAGAUAUUUUGACCCCAACAUAGGUCUGGCCGGUUAGCGCACAGCACAAAAGAUUAUGCAAAGUGUACAGAACUGGAUUAGCAAUACAACUGAGCAAUACUGGACUAAAUAGCUGAAAAGAAUUCCUCACAGUUUUCUCAAAAAGUCCACCCUGUCUUUUCUAGAAUAAUCAACAAGAAAUGAUGCUUAGUAGUGGCUACAACAGCAUUCAGUAAAUUUUGUUACUGAUUUAAAAAGCUGGAGU